Messenger RNA from Laetiporus sulphureus 93-53, 156 nucleotides. RefSeq lists its product as uncharacterized. The record is from RefSeq and is a predicted model, not a curated record. The annotation marks the transcript as partial. The transcript has a single exon. NCBI's taxonomy places the organism in Eukaryota, Fungi, Basidiomycota, Agaricomycetes, Polyporales, Laetiporaceae.
GAACUGAGUAUCAACAAGCUCGCGAAGACAUACAACGGUCUCUGCAAGCAAAUGUACGACCUCAUGAAGAAGUGUGUUGUGUCAUGCUUUGCCAUUGCACCCAUGCCAAUCGAGGCUAACACGCUCUUCAAGCUAGAUGUUGACGAUGACAUCUGA